CCAUAUUGGAAUUUAGCUAAAAAUACCAUCGUGAUUUCCAUGCCCAAAAUAGCACAACUUGUACAGUUUUAACGACGAAGAUUCUACUGAGACUUGCCCUAUUGCAAACAAUCUAACAACUGAAAAAAAGUCAACAUGGGGAGAAAGAAAAUAUCCAUUACUCGAAUUAAUGAUGAAAGAAAUCGUCAGGUGACUUUCACAAAAAGAAAAUUUGGCCUGAUGAAAAAAGCUUAUGAGUUGAGUGUUCUUUGUGACUGUGAGAUUGCUCUCAUCAUUUUCACAUCCAAUAACAAGCUGUACCAGUAUGCCAGCUCUGACAUGGACAAAGUCUUACUCAAGUACACAGAGUAUAAUGACACUGUGGUCAGUCAGACCAACAAGGAUAUACUGGAGAUGUUGAACAAGAAAGACGUGAAAGGAGAGGGAGGGGAUGAUGAUGAUGACUAUAACUUGACCCCCAACACAGAGGACAGGUACCGCAGAAUUGACCAGGAGUAUGCACGGGUGAUGCAGACAGGAGGGGCGCAGAAACAAGUAUUAUACCAACAGCCCAUGCCAGUGUCUGUCCCCGUGCAGGGAGGAUCCUUUCCUCAGACCAGUCAGCAGCAGGGGUCAGGGGGAUCAGUGGUUCUCCUUCAGCCCCCUGUUGCCCAUACUUCCAUCCAACAAACAACAGCUGCUAAAGCCCCACCCCCAGUGACUGCUACAAAAACCUCUCCCGCCCAACCAACCCCGGAAUUGUCUCCAAACAUUGCCUCAAAAGAAAUGGACUUUGGAUUAGGAAAAGGAAAACCCAAUCUUCGAGUUGUCAUUCCACCGAAAACAGAUACAUCAGCUGCUAAAACACAAUCCACUUCCCUCGACACACCACAGGUUUCUCAGGCCACACCCAGUACACAGUUAGCUUCAGUUCUCCCUUCAGCUCUCUUACCCAGUGAUUUACAGAUAAAUAGUGCUGAUUUAGCAAAGCUACUGGGCUCAGCAGCCUUUGGAGGAGGUGACGCUCUACCAGGCCCUCUAACGGCAGCUGUACAGGCAUCAGGAAUAUCACUUACACCAAGUGGAUUAACACCCACCACCAAUAUACAGAGCCUGCUGAUACCAUUUUCACAUGCUCAAGCACUCCAGAUGCAGCUAGCGGGGAAAAAUGUCAAAGCAGAACCCACGUCACCACCAGACAAAGGGGGAUCAUCAGAGGAUGAUGGGCCUCCAGAAAAACAGCCACGUAUGUCAUCUGACCGAUGACAAUAACUAUUUGUACAGUGUAGAUAGUUUGGGAAUCUUGUAUAAUGUAAUAUGCACAACAUGUAAUAGUUUUUUUCCCCUGCUGUGUUUAUUUCUGUGUAAGUUUCAAGAGGCCUAUGAACAUUUUGUAUUCAAAAUACACAUGAAGUGUGUAUAAAUUACACAUUAACACUUGAGAUUCUGUAUAGUAAAGGAUAAGGUAUGGUAAGGCCCCCUUUAACCCUAAAAAGACCAUAUGAAGUGGAGUGAGUGUUGUGCAAAAUCUGAGUCUGUACUGAAUAACUCUACGUGUAAUGAAGUAAUCUUAGGAAAUGUCAGACUUUCUAAAUAUUGAUUUAAUACAACAAAACAAUUUAAUUAAGCUAUGACUCUUAGAUUUGCUUAUUUAAUUAUAAAUGAAAAAAAGUUUUGACCUAUUUACAUGUGAAGAUUUACAGAUAUUUAAAUAAAAACAUCUUGGCUUGGACUUUUUCCAUGAAUAUUCUUUCAUUCAAAUUAGCUCAACCCACCUGUUUUCUUUCAUUAUGAUAGAUGAAGAGUUGUUUUCAGUGCUGAAAUUAAUUUUGCAUAUGGUGCAUGGUAGUCAUUUGAUGAGUUGAUGAUAUUUUUCAGAAUUAACCUUUUUGCAAAUCCUCUGUAAUUGUGUAGAAAUUUGGAUAAAUGUGGUAUAUAAUUUAACAUAAUUUUUCAUCUGGUCUAUCAUUUUGGUGGAGAUUUGUUUAUGCUCUAAAGUCUUAUAUUCAGCAUCUUUGAAGUUGAACAACAAAAAAAAUUGUUUUAAAAUGCUUAAAUGUUAUUAUAAAAAGACUUGCCUCUGAAGAGAUUAAAUAAUGGUUAUUGGGUUGUUUACAAACCCAAAAACUUGUCAAAUCCAUUGGUAUAGUGUAGGAUAAUAAGUACUGUUAGUUUUGCAAAAUUAAAGUUUCUUUAUCUCUAUAAUGCGAAAGUAUGUGGACAAUUUUUGUCAAAACCUGUGGUACAUUUUAGCAUGUAUUAGCUAAACAAUAUCCCAAUCAUGUAUAACAUUUCCAACUUCGCAAAAUUUUAUUUGUAUCAUAUGUAAAUACUUUGUGAUGUGAAAUUCAUCAGCUUUAAGAAAUCCAAUGUAUACAUUGUACUAGCCUUCUAACAAGAAUUGUUUUACUGGUAAAUGUGAUUUUAUCAGGCCGAGAAAUACAUGUUAGUAUUGGAUUAAAUUGAAUGUUUACAUGUGUGGUUUAACUGUUAUACCUAUUUUGAUCAAUUUACAUUUAUCACUUUUAACCAUUUGUUUAUCAUUCAUUCACAUUUGAUUCAGUUAAAAUUAAAUUAUUAUAACAACAGGUAUUAUUGUAAAUGCAUGGAAUAUUUUGUUUCAUUUUAUGAAUUAUCAGUAUUUUUCUCUUUUUUUGCACUAUUUCAUAACUUGCACCAAAAUAUUCCAAGCAGAUAAUUUCAUUCACUUGGCACUAAAAGCAUAGUGUAUAUUGUCUUGUUUUCACGGCAGUUAUUUUCACAUUUUACAUAAAUUAAUGAUGAAUAUGAUAUAUGAUUAUUCACUAAAGAGAUUUGUAAAAGAACCUCAAAUUCUAAAUGGAGUAAAAAUAGAUUUUGUUUUAAUAGAAUAUAUGUAAAUAAUCAUGAUUAAAUUUAAAUCAACAUACAGUAAUUAAGUGAUAGUUAAGGACUUGAAAUAAAAUUUCCAUAAAGGUUUUUGUGUUUUAAAGGUUUUUCUAAAAGUGUUCUUAAAUUUGGAUUGUUUUGAUAGAAUUUAUUUGAUAUUGCAUGUUACAACAUAAACAUAGCCGUGUCUUGUAAGAGGUUUGGCAUCAGUUGAAGGUGUCAGGUUUCAGAUUGGUAUAGCUAAAUCACUUGUCAUGUGUCUCUUGUAUACCGGUAAAAUAUAACAUUGACAAAAUCAAUUUAUCCAAGACUUUCCAUCAAGUAUUAGGAAUACAUGUAUAUAUUUUAUGUCCAUUUGUAAGACACUAUUUGCUAGAGUUUGAUAAUUCAUCUGUGGAAGUUUAGUCAGAAUGGCAGGAGGAUUAAAUGCAGGUUGUGAUUGCAAUGUUCAUGUUUAUAAUCCUUUCUUGACAUGCAAUGUUAAUUUUCUGACAUAAUAGAUAUUCCUCCUCAAACUGUGCUUGAUAGGGUUAAAUCACCUAGAAGGUAAACUUGUUUCUUUUUACAGAUAGAAUUGUUUUAGAUUGAUGUGCCAUUUUUCAUGAUAUUCAUAGAAAAGUAUAUCAUUUUGAAAUCAUGGUAUUUUUGUUUAGAGGAUAUGUAUAUGCAAUAAAAUAAUCAUUUUUGAAAAA
Saccostrea echinata is the source of this 3539-nucleotide messenger RNA. Its product is annotated as myocyte-specific enhancer factor 2C-like. The coding region runs from base 136 to 1245 and encodes 369 amino acids. The record is from RefSeq and is a predicted model, not a curated record. Gene Ontology annotation, molecular function: RNA polymerase II cis-regulatory region sequence-specific DNA binding; DNA-binding transcription factor activity, RNA polymerase II-specific; protein dimerization activity. Gene Ontology annotation, biological process: positive regulation of transcription by RNA polymerase II; cell differentiation. Lineage: Eukaryota; Metazoa; Mollusca; Bivalvia; Ostreida; Ostreidae. The transcript has 9 exons.